This is a messenger RNA of Triticum turgidum subsp. durum (durum wheat), 2811 nucleotides long. NCBI's taxonomy places the organism in Eukaryota, Viridiplantae, Streptophyta, Magnoliopsida, Poales, Poaceae. The record is from the annotation of a GenBank genome assembly.
AUGUGGUGGGCGGCCUGCUACCGUGCCGUAGCCCCGCCAGUGACCCAAGAGAUUAUUAACUGUACGAAACAGUACAAGACACAAGAAACAACAGAUUGUUCCAAAAUGGGGAAGCGAAGCAACAGGCGGUCCGCGGCGCAAGACGAUACCAAUGUCGGCUGCGUCUGGGGCCUAAUGCGCAUGGUCUAUUUUCGCCGCGACCCCAGAUUCUUGAUGGACGCGAAGCAGGCCGGCGGGAGACAUAAGCUCCGGGAGAUCACAGACGGAAGGGACUUGGGGAAAAGGCCUAGGGAUUUUGAGGAAAUAGAAAAAGAUGAUAACAUAGAAAACGGCCCUUUGCAGCAACCAACCGUCAAAAAACUUAUGGAGGAUGAACUGGGGCGUGUGAAUCUUUUGAGGACAGUUCCAAACAACGAGGUUCAGAGAAGAUUAGCUGAUCUGGGAAAUGACCUAUCUCUUGAUAGAAAUUCAGAGCAUACAAAUAACACAACAGGAACUUUAAAUGACAGCACGGAUAUCUCCGUGUCUCGUUUAUCUGGAUCAGUGGAUUCUGAGGGUUCCAAGAGCUUGAACCACAGUGAAUAUGACCUCGAAUCUGUCUUGGCAAGCUUCUUAGGUGAGAUUUAUAGGUGCCACAAUGAAUGUCCACAUGAUGAUUGCAAGAGUAGCAGUGAAUUGUGUCCUUCACUGAAGUCCCUAAUCCAUAAGAAGCUUAAUGACUUAAGCAAUCUUCAAUCCAAUAUUGAUUGUGAACAACCUCAAGAGAGCAAGGGAGAAAAGCUACUGGGUGGUAAUGGCAUUUCUAGCAGCAGGACAGUUCAGUCCAAGGAAUUCAAGGAUGCACUGGAGAUACUGGGUUCAAACAAGGAACUUUUCCUGAAGGUGCUUCAGAAGCCUAAUUCACAUAUGUUGGACAAUAUCAGAAACCACCAAAACAGUAGAUUGACAACCAAGUUAGAGCCCAAUAAAAAUCUUGGAGAAACUAAUUUUGUUGAAGAGACAAGGGGCUCAAAUCAUGACUUGUCUGCACCGGCACAGGCUAAGGAGAGCAAACAUAUGUUCUUCUGGAGGAAAGACAAGUCAAAAAUAAAGCAGACGCUGCCAGAAGGAAUCAACGGAUCUCAGCCUGUUAGCAAAAUAGUUAUUCUGAGGCCAAAUCCACGAAAAGGAAUUGAUCAGACGGUGACAAGCAGUGCAAGAUAUUUACAUCAGGAACCUAGUACCUCUCAAACUCCAGAGUACAGUGGGAGGGAAAGUUCGAAAUUUUCAAUCAAAGAAGUUAGGAGGAGAUUCAGAAUUGUGACCGGUGAGACAAGAAGAGAAAGAAAUGCAGCACCUGCAGAUGACCUUCAAAGAGUCUCACGUUGGCAUUCCAUGAUUGCAACUAAGAAGGGUUCAGGGCAUCACACGCAAGGGAGCUUGGCAGACAAAUCUGCAUCAAGUUUUAAGAACGACAUCGCCAGACCUUCAACCAGCAGCAAGCAAAAGCAACAAAAUGGCAGCGAGACUGAAAUUAGUGGGCGUAUAGUAGCUCCACAAGAUGGUUCUAUCUUCUACAAGGAGGCUAAGAAGCAUUUAACGGAUAUGCUAAAGGAUAAUAAUGUGUCUGGCAACCAUCCAACAGCCCAGUCCUCAAAAUCCUUGGAAGGAAUGCUUUUGCUCCCUCACUGCGAUGUGUCUUCUCCUAGGAGUAGCCCUAGUGGAAAACGCCGCACUGAUCUCUCACCUGAAGAGACAGACUCUUGCCUUGUACCCAUGGUUGACAGUGAAGAAUCCACACAAGAGAGGAGUCAAUCAUGGGACGACUCUCGGAGCAGCACUGCACAUUGUACUAGUGUAGCAGUUGAUGAUCAGGUGGUUGCUCAGGACAAAUGUAGCAUGAAAGAAGAACCACAAGAAGGACAACGAGAUGUUACUGAUGUAGCAGACGCCAUAUCUAUUGAAGGAAUUGGCAAAAUAGACUGUUCUGAAAUCGUCUGCAUCCCAGAAGAACUAUGCAGAGAUAGCCUGCGGCCAGAUAUGUUAGAGGAAGCAGAGCAAGGAAAAGAACCUGUUCAAAUCUUGUUGAGCUAUCCUGAAAGCAUUGUUGAAUUGGAGCAGCAAGAACCAGGAACACCUGAACCAAGAGCAUCAACCAAAUUUAUCUCAGAUUGUUCCCCCGAGUUAAGCCAUGACAAACAAGAACAGCCCAGUCCUAUAUCUGUUCUUGAUUCAUUCUAUGAAGAUGUUGCAGAUCCUGAAUGCGAAAACAUUAAACAAUGUGAUCUGCAUGAAGAAUUGCGUGGAGCCCUGUACUUCCCAGAUAACGAAUCAGAUCUAAAGGUCUUUUGGGAGGACAAGAGCGUCCGGUUAGAUUAUAUAAAGUUGGUUUUGGAGCUCUCAGAAUUAUGUGCUGAACAGAAUUUAGAGGUAUGGUAUCUGGAGGAUGAAUUAAUCAGCCCUUGCCUGUUGGAAGAACUACCGAAUCAAGGUGAUCAAAUAGACGAUCUGAAAAUUCUGUUUGACUGUAUCUGCGAAGCUCUAACAGAGAUCCAGGAGAGAUAUUUUAGACUCUCUUCUUGGUUGUCGUUUCUCAAACACGACAUACGGGCACCUCCAAUGGGAGAAGACCUCGUCGCAGAAGUUGACAAAUAUGUUGACGAUUACCUCCGACAUAGUUUUCAAAGUACAUUAGAUCAUACAAUAAAAAAGGAUUUCGAAGUUCGGACAUGGAUGGACAUUCGGUCGAAGACUGAAGGUAUCGUUGUGGAGAUAUGGGAGUUUGUGUUAGAGGAACUUAUCGAUGAGGCUGUUUUCGAUUUGUGGAUUUGA